UCCUCCAGCACGCUGAUCCACCUCAGCUCAAGACAACAUCAUUCGAACGCAAUCAACUCUCCAAAUACCCAGGAUUGGCUCCGCGAGCACAUCCCAGGCACCUCUCGCCCCGGCACCUGGGGCAAUAGCAAAGAGGCUCGUGUCUGACGACGCCCUAGCGGCCUCUCGCCCAAGAUGUCUGGCGUCGAUGCCGCGGCCACCACAGCCUCAACCCCUGGCUCGAGAACGCCGGAAAGCAACCAGAAAGGUUUCACGCCGCUUGUCGCUGUGGUCGACUUCCACCAUGCACGAGGACCCGAGGUAGAACGCUGGUUUGGCGUCGAAGAAGGCAGAGAUCCGGCAGAGGACUGGGCCUGGCCGAACCUGCCUUUCAUGGCUCUUAGCGACGGUGCUCACGCCUCUACAGAAGACUUCUCCUACUUCACCCUGCUACGGCCUGCUACGGGCGACGGACCGGCCACUUCGCUGUUCGGAAUUUCAUGCACACGACAACUCGAUGCCUCCCAGCUCCUCAAUCGACCUCCCGAGGUAACACGAUCGACGGUCCAGAAGGCAGUAGUGGUGAUUGCCGACACGCCGCAAUUCUUCGGCAUGCUUCGAGAACGUCUCUCCGUCGUAACAAGUGCAUGGUUUCUGCAGCGGGAGUUCACCGACGUUGAAAUCCUGCGCAGAUUUCAGGACAGUCUUGCGGAAGAAAAGGAGCGUGGGCAGCUGAGCGAGGCUGAUAGGGAUCAGUAUCUGGGCAUGAGCUUGAGAGAGCUUGUCAGAGAGUUCAAAUGGCAGACUCUUGUCCUGCUCAAGUGUUGCUUGCUUCAGCACAAGAUGCUCUUCUUCGGAUCGCGCUGCGAACGUCUUUGCAUGAUGCAGUUCUCCCUUGUGUCUCUUAUUCCAGGACUUCUACGAAACCUGGAGGAUUGUGCGGGACCAGAGCUUAACAAUUACGAGAAGAAUCUGAAGCAGCCUACAAGCUUGCGGACGAGUGAUCGUUCGUCUCUGCUUGCCUACAUGGGACUGCCUCUUCAAAUUUUCGGACAGGGUAGCUUAUUUGGUCCCUACACACCGCUGCAGCAACUUGAUCUUCUGGCAGACCAGAAUACGAAAUCAUAUAUUGUCGGAAGCACGAACUCUCUUCUUUUACAGCAGAAAGAUCGAUACAGCGAUAUCCUCAUCAACCUCGAUGACAAAACAAUCAACAUCACUUCAAGCUCAUUGCGAUCCGCGUUGGCAUUAUCGCACGCAGACAGGCGGUGGAUUGACGCGAUCACGCAGGAGGUUAACGACACCUGGGAUGAAGCAAAUCCUGGCCGGCCUAAGACCAUGGGCUACCGCGGCAGCGAGGAGUUCAUCCGUUUGCAGUUCGAGGAGUAUCUCUUGUCGCUAAUAUCCUCGGUCAAGUACCAUAACUACCUGGCACAGAACUCACUUAAUCCCCGAGCCGCGCUGCCACAUAUCGAAGGUGACCCGGCACACGACUUCAACACUGACUGGAUUGAUGUAUGGGAAAGGACGAAUAACUAUCGCCUUUGGGUAUGCAACACGGACUCCCACCUCUUUGAUAUUGUCGAGCCCAGGCACCCUUGCGCGGGUGGAUUGAGCGUCGACGACGUUCAGCGCCGAAUCCAGCAGCAGGUUCAAGAUAUGCACCUGGACGAACGAUUUGCAGUCGCAGGAGAGGUCCUUGGCCGCAAUCUCGCAGCUGGGCGUGAGAAGGCAAACACAAUCUUCAAUAAACUAUACUCUGACAUGGAGGCCAUGCGGGAGGCACAAAGAAGACGCGCUGAGGAGGCAAGAUCGCCGCCUCCAUCUGCGGGACUCCCUCCUGCCGGUGCGGGUCAUAAUGACGACCACAUGAAUUCAACUGCAACAUCAUCAGUCGGCGCCAAAGCUGGUGCUUACAUUGGUAGCUGGACAUCGUGGGCGAGCCAGAAGCACAAACAAGCCUGGGGCCGGCCAAGUGCUAGCGAAAAGGUGUCUUCGCUCAAUACCUCAUCUACCAACAGCAGUUCUGGCGGCAGCGGGGGAUGGACAUCCGCAUGGGGACGCAAGUCGCGAUCCACCGACUCGGAGCGAACAACGCCGGUUCAAAGUCCUAUUACACCGCACGCACCCAGAUUCUCGAUGCGGUCUGGCGUCUUCAACGACAAUAACGACACAGCGCAAGUGCCUAGCGGCUACAGCGCCGUGAGGCCAUCAACGCAGGACAGCUUUGGUGAGAGCAUGCUUGACAGCGCAAUGUCCGACAGUGGGCGCGAGUCCGUGUCCACGGCGCCGCCGAGUCCUGAGAGGAGACGAGAUGCUCCAUCGGCACCUCUUGCCGCGUCAUCUGCGGCCGUUGCUUCUCCUCGACCCGUACAGACUUCAAGUACGGACACCACAGCCACAGCAGAACAGCCAAAACCAGACUUGUCCGCGCCAGCGACGACCGCGACCGGUACGUCGAUGCAGGGUGACAGACAGCCGGCAGCGGACGACGAGCCAGUCCCCAGUACGUCCUCUGCGAGCCAGGAGCCCAAGCCAUAAACAGAUGGACCAGAUGAGCUGCGAAAGGGUCAAAACGCGGCAGUGAAGGUCUCGUAUCAUACACUCGGAAGCUUAAUGAAAGGCACGGACAUGCAUCGAAUCCACAUAAUCGGCAUCGGCAUCGCAAUUUCUUGGGUUCAGGAACGAAAUCAGUUAGAUCAUUGUAUAUAUCGCGUGCACACACGGGCCACGCUGGCUUUGAACGAAUGAGGAAGACAUGAUUCCUUGAUUGAAACUCAUUCAAGCCCGAUCAAUCGCUUGUGAAAUAGUAACCCACCUCUGCAUUGGUGCACUCUGCACAUUUGUCGGCACAUCACGCCCGUUCCACAGCAUAGCGAGUUAAGAAGAGUAUAC
Molecule: messenger RNA, 2874 nt
Organism: Microdochium trichocladiopsis
Lineage: Eukaryota; Fungi; Ascomycota; Sordariomycetes; Xylariales; Microdochiaceae
Product: transport protein Avl9-domain-containing protein
Exons: 4
Coding region: 175-2520 (781 amino acids)
Cellular component (GO): cytoplasm
Source: RefSeq, a predicted model, not a curated record